GGUUCCCCUCGCCGGAAACUCCCGAGCGUGCUCGGGGUGCCUCGGCCGCCCUUCCGCUCAUGGAGGCCGCGAGUUCGAGCCCCGCGGGCAGCCCUUGCUGCGGGCUGUGCCAGGCCGAGCGGGCCCCAUACACCUGCCCGCGCUGCCACCUCCGCUUCUGCUCCGUGCCUUGUUACCGGGAGCACGGCUUCUGCGCCCGGGACUUCCAAAACCGAGAGCUGCAACUGCGGCUCCAGGGCCAGCGGGGGGAUGUGAGUGCGCGACGCCGCCUGAAGGAGGCCCUUCUCCGGCUGGAAGAGCUACGCGACCCCGGGGAUGCAGACCCCGAUCUAGGCCUCGACCCGCACGGGGAGGACCUGUGGGACCAGCUGACCCCUCAGCAGCGCCAGACUUUCCAGCAGCUGCUGAGCAGCGGGAAAAUCUCGGCAAUUUGGCGCCCCUGGCAGCCUUGGUGGGCUGUGGGCAACCGGGGGGCAUCCCUGAUCCAGGAGAUUGGAGCUGAGGAUGCCCCAGACUCGGAGAACUCCUUGCAACAGCAGCCGCCGCCUGGAGCCACCCAAGGCCUGGAGGCCUCACCCCGUCUUCCAAAGGAAGGGACCGUGGCAGGAGACCCGAGUCUUCCUCUGGCCCGGGGGUCGAAUUCGGUGCCCGCCCUGCCUGGGGUGAUCCCGCCGCUGAGCACCCUCACCAGCGCCCCCGUCUCCCCUCUGGUUCGCUUCCAGCUGCCCAACGUCCUCUUCGGCUAUGCGUAUGCGCUGUCGCUGUACAACGGAGAGGCCGACGAUGCCGAGCUGCUGCCCGAGUUCUGCGGGACGGUCCUGGACCUCUCGGCUGCCCUGGGGGCCCAGCGGGUGUUCUCCUCCACGGGGGAGGCCCUGCAGGCUGCCCUCCAGGCAGUCACGGGCAGCCUGUACCCGGAGUGCCCGCUGGGGAACGCCGGGGUGAUGGUUGCUGUGGCCCAGAUUUUGAUGGGGCCCUGCCAAGCCGAGCAGAGCAGGUUCAGCCUGGCUGCCCUCGCUCACCUUUCCAGGCUGCUGGGCAGAGCGAAGCGGCAGGUGCCCUCCGAGGACCAGCCCAGGAUGUACAAGGCCAAGAAGAAAUGUGAAUUCCUGCUUUCUUGGGUGAAGGAGCAUGGGGAGGAACUCACCCUCCUGGCUUUGGAAGUCCAGAGGGAAUACAAGGCCCAUCGGGAGGCAGCCAAGGAGGUUGGCGGUAUCACCCAGGAACUAGAGAAGAUGUGGGGAGGGAAACUCCCCCCUUCCAAAAAGCCUCUGAUGGAAGAAUUGGACUGAAGGCGCUUCUGCAAAGGAUUAGAUGCUUGAUGCCUGACUCGUGGAUAGGAAAGGGCCUGGGGAAGAAUGGGACCCUCUCCCUGCCAGAAACCUGAUUGGUUUUGCGUUGCAGCACAGGUUUCCCAGUAGCUGAAGCAAAACACAGGCAUCAGAAUGGAACAGAUGAGCCUGGUUUUUCUCCCCCUAAACUGGACACAGAUUGGGUGGUAAGAGUGGGAGGGUGGUAAUUAAAAAAAAAAAAGAUA
Molecule: messenger RNA, 1537 nt
Organism: Python bivittatus (Burmese python)
Lineage: Eukaryota; Metazoa; Chordata; Lepidosauria; Squamata; Pythonidae
Gene: ZNHIT2
Product: zinc finger HIT-type containing 2
Source: RefSeq, a predicted model, not a curated record